CCCUGCCCCAUCCUCGGAUCCUCCACCUCCGGUCCCUCCCCUCCCCCUCAAAUUUGGCCAUGAAAAUGAGCGGCCGCGCCUCGUCGGGCCAUUCAGCCUCGGAGAAUGGCAGUAGUGGGGCUAAGAUACGCAUUCGUGAUCACAUGGAUGAGAUCCUGGAGGCCAGAGGCUACUACCGUAAACACGUGGCCUUUGAGAGCGACGCCUUAUUGCGCUCAGUGUCAGAUGUCAUGUUUCUGUCGCAAAGUAGACGCUUCGUAUUGGAGAGAGCCCUGGCCGUGUUUCAAGAUACCCCCAAGGGACGACACAUUAGGCAACGCCUGCAGAAUGAUCAAGGCUAUGAUGAACCCCAUCUGCAGGUGCACUUGCUAGCCAAUCUCUUAAAUGUUGUCAUUGAAAUACUGGAGUCCGCCAAUCCCUCCAUCACCACGCUUCGGAUCGAGCCUGAUAUGGCCUUGACCGAUCUAAACCAACGCUACGAACUCAUGCCUUGUGAAGACCAGCAUGUCAAACCCCUAGUUCAACCCGAUAUGUCCCUCUCAAUCGUUCCUUUGGACCCCAAGGCCACACGGCGAGCUUCUUCUUGCGCGGGACGGAACAUCUUGCUGUGUUUCAAUGCCCCCGCUCAAUAUGACCCCAUUUAUCGCAAGCAAACCAUCGACGCAGCGGGAAUGAUCCAAUCUUUGCUCUACGAGUUGCUUUACAAAGACGUAUUCAAGAUGAAAGAUGCCUUUGAAGCGGCUGAGGUAAUGCUUUAUGCCAGAUUUGAUCCUCGCUUUGGCAAACCCGAGGUCUACAAUAAGGAGUUCGGUGGAACUGCCAUGCAAGCUUUGGAUCAGUUCCUAAUUCCCUUCCCUUACAAAGUGGCCAAAGCCCUGGACCCCACAGCCUAUAGGAACAUCGAGUACGACGUCUGGUCCUGUGAGAAACGUCCAUUGAAAAAUAUGUCCCCGGCGAAAGGUUCCAAUCCAUCCCCACACCCUGGUUCGAACAAUCAGGGUUCUAAUCUUGGAACCCUGAGUCCGGGAACUCCCUGUGUGAUUCGAGACCAACAUUUAGGCGAAAUAUAUGGUCGCGUAGUCAGGCCGUGCAUGGAUCGAAGGAAGAUCGAGGUCUUUCUUCCUUCGCACGGCUUACCCAUCUUUGUCCCACGUAAGAUGGUCAUGCCCAUUAAAGAGUUCCCCCCGGAACUUGUGUCAUUGUGGGAGGACGCCAAAAUGCUGUUUCGGGACGAAAACGACAACGAUUGCCGCAUUGGCGAUAACCCCGAGAUAUAUCCAUAUCAUACCUCUCUCAUGGCGACCGCACCAGCACCCCCGAAGAGCCAAGAUAUCCAAUCGUUGAACAUCCAGCUGACGGCCUCUCAGGACCCGAAAUGGAUGGAGAAAUUCGACUUCACCGUCCCUCCACCCCAUUUCAAGCAUGUCAGGCCGCCCCUGGAUCCCAUCUCCCAACAGCGCGUGGUGGCUGAAUUGGCUGCCGCCCAGAGGAGCAAACAACAAGAGGGUCAGACUCAUUUCGAGACCCAGUCCCACUAUGAGGCCUCCCUCACCCCUCACCCAUCCGAUUGCUGCUCGUGGCUCUCGGGGGGCACCCCUUCCAGUCCGUUGCCUCAAGGAGGGUACGUGGGAAUGGACCCACCUCACCCUGAUCCUGCCGUCUUGUUGUCCGUGGACCAGAAUGGCAAUUACAGCUCUUGCGGAUCCACCAGUCCUUUGCCACCGGUGCAAUCGCAGCCGCACCAAUACCAGACCAACCUGGUCGCCCCCACCGACCCAACUUUUGUCCUAUCUAACCCCAUGUUCCAUUAUGGUGUACCUGUGUACUCGCCUUUGCCGUAUGACGUGUACAACAUGGCAGGCACGCCUCAAUUCCCGUUCACCCCCCUGAACACGCCACAAUUGCCCAUGACUCCGCUUACCGGGGGGACCAUGUUCCAAUUUCCGUCCAGUCCAUUGCCUGUUCCGUCGAGCACGCCCAAUCCGAUGUUCAUGGAUUUCCAUGGGGAUGGCAGGAGCGUGUUCGUGUUCCCCCAAGUUAAAUAUCCGUGCAGUAGCCCCCGUUGUGACUAGUCAGCCUGAUCUGACAUGAUAACUCGUAGACUCGUUCCCAUUUUUAGUGCCCUCAAUUUUACUUGCCAAAAGGAAAUUAGGAACACGCAUACUCAAACCCCUUGAUAUGUAAACAUAAUAUUGAUAAUCAUAAUCAACUAGAGAACUGCAUCGCUACUCACUAACCAUUAGCUCGCUCUUUGUAUGUGCGCAUCUGUGUCCUUGCCAUGCAACAACCAACGCCUUUGUGACAUUUUGUAUCCCCCUCAUAGUUGUAGUCUCGAUCAAGUACAGCAUUAUAUACUUAAUGAUUUUCAAACCGUG
Molecule: messenger RNA, 2375 nt
Organism: Tigriopus californicus
Lineage: Eukaryota; Metazoa; Arthropoda; Copepoda; Harpacticoida; Harpacticidae
Source: RefSeq, a predicted model, not a curated record